AAACAUUUGAAUUUAGGUGUACUUAUCACAAUCGCAGUUGAUGCAUUUACACAAAACAGUAUGGAUUUUAAAAAGUUUUGAAUGGAAUGACUAGUGAAACUAUGCGACCACAUUCUCCCAGAUAACAAAGACUUGCAGACAUUAUUCCGAAAAUAAAGCAGCUUCCGAAAGUAAGGGAAAAUCAAACACUAUGGCUGGCACUGCCGCAAGCAUGCAAAGUGAAACCAAAGUCCGGAAGGUGAAGGCCCCUGACGGUGGAGGAGGCUGGAUCGUUGUAUUUGCUGUGCUCGCUUUUAAUAUCAUUUUCGACGGAUGCUGUUACUCAUUUGGAAUCCUCUAUAUAAAAAUUCUAGAAGAGUUUAAUGAAACAAAAAGUAAUACAGCAUGGACAGGUUCCUUAUUUUUCUCUACGCCAUUAUUACUCGCACCAAUAGCAGGGAUAAUAACAAGAAAAAUCGGUUCUCGUUUGGCAACGAUGUUGGGAGGACUGAUUGCCACAGUUGGGUUUGCAAUUGGAUCACUAUCUAAUUCCCUAGCCAUGCUUAUGGUAUUCUAUGGAUUAGUAGGUGGCAUUGGCAUGUCAUUGCCUUACUUUAACUCCAUCAAGAUUGUGACAGAUUAUUUCGAUAAAAGGCUCGCUCUUGCAUCUGGAAUUGCCGAGUGUGGUGCUGGACUCGGAACAAUCAUAUUUGGUCCUUUAACAGAAUACCUCGUUUCAACGUAUGAAUGGAGGGGUGCUCUCUUUAUUAUAAGUGGGAUAGUUUCAAAUAUUAUUGUCUGUGGUGCUUUGUUUUGUCCGGUAAAACGAAAUAAAAACAAAACUUGCAAUAAAAACUGUACUUCACAUUAUUUGCCAUGUAGUUGCUGCUUCAAGUCACGAUAUUCAAUGGAUGUAUCGGAACAUUCAGUCUCGCAUGUACCAGAUGGUUGCGAAACCACACCAGAAACGGAAGUGCGAUGUAUAUACGUAUCUCAACUGAAAAACAUACAAUUUUUAAUGUUUGCCAUUUCAAAUUUUGUCAUGUACUUUUGGAACCACAUUCCUUACAUUUUCAUAGUUUCAAACGCUGUUGACAUUGGGAUAAGUUUGCAAAAGGCGUCAUACUUUUUAUCAAUUAUUGGAUUCGUCCAUAUGUUUGGUAUUAUUGGCUAUGGCGUCCUUUGCAACCGGAAGUGCGUUAACCGUAUGGUGGUUUAUGGGAUAUCUAACGGUAUGUGCGGUGUGUCUAUUUUACUAGUUCCCGUAUUUCAGGAAUACGUUCCUUUUGCAAUUUUGUCGGGGUGUUUUGGAUUAUUUUCAGCCGCCACGGAAGCAUUGCUGUCAUGUGUUUUGAUUGAUAUUGUUGGGAAGAAAGCGUUUGACAAUUUCUUUUGUGGGCUUAUUCUCUUCACGGAAGGUGUCGCAGAUCUGCUCGGGACACCAUUUGCCGGUUUCUUAGUUGACAAUACGAGAUCAUACGACACUACAUUUUACGUGGCAGGAGGUUGUGUUACAGCGACUGGUUUUUUAUACUUGAUACUUUCUAGAAACAGGACAGAACAUACCGAUUGUGAAGUAACAGUCCAAUCUUAGCAUCGACCUUACAAGAGGCGGAACAGCGUCUAGAAACCGGACUGAUUAUACUUAUUGUGAAGUAACAGUCCAGUCUUAGCAUCGACCUUACAAGAGGCGGAACAGCGUCGUCUUUUGAAGUACUUUCUCUAUUAAUUUUCUGUAUGUAAAAUUGUAUAGCGUGUAUAUUAGUCCAUUAUAGGUAAGAAAGACAAUAAAUUCACAGUUUGCAAUUAAUUACUAAGAAGUAAAAUUAAUAGACGUUCUUAAUACAUUUGUUGAAUGUUUUGUUUUAGAUAAUGUAUGAUUAAUAAACGAAUUGAUCGAUAUGUUGAUAUUGAUUGUUCAGAUAAGCCUUUUGAUGAACAAGAAAUAAGCAAAACAAUAUCUUCUUUGAAUAGAAAUAAAUCUCAAGGGUA
Messenger RNA from Mercenaria mercenaria, 1971 nucleotides. Its product is annotated as monocarboxylate transporter 12-B-like. Gene Ontology annotation, biological process: transmembrane transport; monocarboxylic acid transport. NCBI's taxonomy places the organism in Eukaryota, Metazoa, Mollusca, Bivalvia, Venerida, Veneridae. Gene Ontology annotation, molecular function: monocarboxylic acid transmembrane transporter activity. The coding region runs from base 191 to 1573 and encodes 460 amino acids. The transcript is spliced from 4 exons. The record is from RefSeq and is a predicted model, not a curated record.